Messenger RNA from Gadus chalcogrammus (walleye pollock), 7915 nucleotides. It is a transcript of the gene cast, whose product is annotated as calpastatin. Gene Ontology annotation, molecular function: calcium-dependent cysteine-type endopeptidase inhibitor activity. The transcript has 30 exons. Bases 3855 to 6719 code for a protein of 954 amino acids. The record is from RefSeq and is a predicted model, not a curated record. Lineage: Eukaryota; Metazoa; Chordata; Actinopteri; Gadiformes; Gadidae. Gene Ontology annotation, cellular component: cytoplasm.
UGGAUAUUUGCCAUCUUUUUUUUUUUUAACCCGUCUUAUAAUAAGUCCCUCUGGCGUUACAUGUUAGGAUUUAAAAAAGUUAGAUGAGUUAUGAAACUAUUCAUCAAAUGUAAUUAAUCAAUGUUUACUUCCAUGUCAUGUUUUUAAGUUUAGACGUAGGCUAUACUUAUAAUUAGGCUAUAGUGUACACUUUGUUGCCAAAUUGGUUUUAAACUGGAAUAAAGGAGUAGCCCUACACUGUUGGCUACAGUCUAGAAUAUAUUUAUUUUGAUUAAAUGUUUGCAUUAUGUAAGUGAAGUAACCUAAAAACGUUAUAGUUGUUUUAUAAACGGAAAGAAAAAAAACGGAUUUUGUUGUUGUUUUGUGUGGCGUUGUAGCAUAGAGGAGAUGGCCAUGCGAAUAGCAGACUUAACUACUACUCCAGUCUGUCUUCUAAUGUUAAGGUACUCACUCUACCCCUGCUAAAUGUAUGCAUGUAAACUUUGAACAUCGCAAAGAGAAAAUCACUUAUAGAGUUGGCCUACCCUUUUUAAGUGGCUAUACUCUAUGGCAUAACGUUCCUACAUAACACAUAUGUUUCUAUUGACAACGAUUGCACAAUUGGUGUUGUCUAAAUUACCAAUUCAAACUUUAAAAUCCUAUUUGAGGAAAUACAACAAUAGGGGUUUGGAGUUUUGAUUGCAUUUGAAAGGAUAUUUCAUACCAAAAUGGAUGGCAUGGUUGGAUUUGUACGGGGCGCCUUCUAGUGGGGACAACGGCAAGUGAAUCAGCAAGUCAUUAAUGAAACAGAUGUUGUAUAAAGCUAUAAACAUGUUUGGUGAAAUGAAUACCAACUUUAACAAUUAUUGUCUUUAAAUCCCUAUAAGUAGAUAUAGAGUUGAAAGUGCAAGUUGGAGUUAAAAUAGGUAAGUGUGUUGUUGCAUGUGCAUGCAAAUAAUGUUGGGUAACACCCAGUACCACAGAAAGUACUUAUUUUUAUAUUCUCUUAUAAUUUUCUUACCUAUCUGUAAGAUAUAAAAUACAUAAAUAUGCUUGUUAUGGGGUUUGUACCAUACAUUUUAAGGGUAUUAAUCAUGUGUGAUUUAAUGUAAUGCUGCGAAUUUGAUUGAACAGCUUCCCAUCAAAUCAUAUAAUCAAAUAGUUGUAUUGCUCAAAAUGUUGGUGCAACCUGUAGCUGAUCGUAGCAGGUUGUGUGGUUCACCUAUAGGCUCAUGAGAGUUGUAGCUUGACAGAAUUAGCGUGGACCUAAUAAUAGUGCUUCCCAGCAUCGGUUCUGCCAGGGGUCCAGUUACACCUGCAGUCGUAUGUACUGCUAAUGCGUACAACAUGUGCGCACACACAUGUCGCUUUUUAGUGUCCUCUACUGGCAUCACAACUUUCUAGUACUUCUGUAUUGGUCCCUAUGAGUAUUGGUCCCUAGUAUGACUUAUAUGAUGGUGUAGCCUAUAACAGAAAAACGUUCAAACCUCUAAUAACAUAUUCCACAAUUUUAAUAAUAUCUUUAAUAAUAUUCACCUUAUUUUAUUUACAGAUACUAUGUACUCGAAAGAUGAAUCUAAACCAUACAGAAAAUGAUCAAAAGGGAGUUUCCAGACAGCUCUGUGUCAUCAUGCUCCACGAGGUGUCAGACUGUGUUCUCAUUCGUCCCCAGACUAGAGAUGCAAUCGAUACAAAUGACCAGUCAAAUGUCUUUUUAGCCCUAGUUUAGCACACAUAAUGAACCAGCAAUAGCAGUUAUCAUACGCGUUGUGUGAUUAUCUGUGUCUUAACGAUGGAGCUGCCAUCUUUAAUUAAGUCAAUCAAACUCAUCCCCAAUUAGUACCUCAGAUGAAGAGCUCAGCUGCACGUGUUUUACCAGGGUGCAAUAGCUCGUUCUACAGGCUACAACAAGGGCUGUCCUGCACCCUUAAGGUGUGCCUCUUACAGGGGUGGGUCCCAUUGUCAGCUCUUGGAAUGUGUGAAAUGCAUGGACAUUUUAUUUUGUUAUUUUUGCUUUUCUUUUUACUUUCAGCUGGACAAAGACAUAUUGUAAAUCAGAUAGUUUUCUAAAAAGCUUAGCCUAUUGUGACGUCAUACCCAUAGAUGUACUUUCGUGUUCGAAGGUCAAUAUAUGCGUCAAUUAUGAACUGUCGUGUAUAAAACAUUUGCAUCACUCCCUGUGAUGUGUCCCUGUGACGUCGCUGUCUCAGAGUCUAUUAGAUGUGUACAUUUGAAUCCUGUCACUGCUUCUGUAAGAGAUGUCUUCCUCUGCGGGGCCACUGCAAUGUCACAUUGCAGCUGCCACCCAACCUCUAUCACAACCUGUAUCAAGCGCUACUUAGUAGAAGUUGACUAGAUGAGUUACUGCUGAGGUUAAAUAUAGCACCGGCAGUAUAUCACAACGUUAAGGGGACAGCGAGGUGAACCCUUAGGGGUGAAGCCCAAGCCCCCUCAGUCACCACCACUUACCUUCGGGUCUCAGAUCGUGGACCUGUUAGUGUUACAAUACUGACACCAAGGUGGGCAUUCAAUUGAUACACACACACACACACCUUUUUCCUGCGCUUGGUGAUUAAAGAAAGGGUGUAGACUAAAACAAAGAAAGAGUUAACACUUGGGAGACAUACACACUGUGAGCGUGACUCAAAGACGCUAGUUUGCUGACUUGCAUCACCACACCCAAGAGCUACCCUGAGAGACAAAGGGAACGGUGAACAUUCUUGGAGGCCUGCCAACAGCCAUAAUUGUAAUGCACUCUGCACCUUCCCUACAUUAUUUUCAGUCAAUAGUGGUAGGAGGCAUGGAACAGCUUUUCACACUGAACUCCUGGCUACUUCAUAGGGCCAUGUCAUUGCCUUUGUUGAGACAUUCAAGCUCUAGAACACAAUUCCUAUCAAUCCCUUCCGCUCACUGAGUGUUUUCGGCGGUGGUUGCAUGCAUACUAGUCAACAAUGUGUUUUGUCUCCGAAGGAGCAAUGGCUGUUGUUAAUAUGAGGGAUGUGGGAGUUCUGCACAAAGGAUACACACUAAUUCUUGUUUUUUCACUCUGUCAUUGUCAUUAAUUAUUGAAUCAUUUUCAUCUCAUCACCCUCAGACAAAGACCAAGUCCUAAGCCGGUUGGUUUGGUUCCAACUUUAAAGGGAGUGAGAGUUGAGUGUGCACAUUAUUUCCCCAAAGAUAACUUUCUGUUGAAAUACCAUGGGGGAAAGAAAGUCUAGAAGUCAUCCCACUUGGACAUUGAGAAGAGUCCACUCCCAAGUCCACUCCCUGAUGAUACAGCUGUAAUAGGAUACUACUGUUUAUCUAUCUGCAUGGCCCUUCCCUUGUGUCAACACAGAUUGCAAAACUUAUAUCUGACUGCUGUGACUUCCCCUGGGGGGUACUGGAGACUGGAGAGCAUGUGAGCCAAAAUGUGGGGCACGGUUGGUCUGAUUGGAAAAGUUGUUUUUAAUAUUUCGUUCUGAAGAAAGAGACGAGUCAGAUUCACUGUGCUUAUGCAUUAUAUAUAGGUUUGCAUUCAUAUGCAAUUGUAUACACAUAGGUAUGUGUAUGUGUGUGUCUGUGUGCGUGCGUGUGUGGUGCCAGUAGCAGACCUAUCCGUUAACAAUGAGAAUUUGUCACAGAUGUGGCCCCUAGUCUACGUUGGUGUCGGUGUGAGUGGGGUGACCCUGUUCCCUUUAUAGCCCAGAGACUUUACAGCCCAACCCUAAUAACCAAUCAUGUGUAAGCCCCGCUGCCACGGCUCCCUGACCACACCCACCCUGGGAGUGUCCCCGCCCAGCCUACCCUGUGUGUGUGUGUGUGUGGGGAGCACGCUGCAGCGGACACAGCAGAGUUAGAGGAUCAUACUUGCGGGAGGAACACUUGCAGCUGACAUGGGCCAGAUACUGAGCUGGAUCCGGGGUCCCAACCGGGACAACCCGGACCUCCUGGACGUGGCCGUGGAGCAGCAGUCGCAGCCCAGCCAGACCACUCCCACUCCUGCGGCUCAGGUCACCACUGUGAAGCCUUCACAGUUUGAGACUCCACCGGUCUCACAAGUGAAAGCCACAGCUGCUGCUACACCUUCUCCACCCUCUGGCGCUGCCAGAGCCACGAUGUCUGCAGGGACAGCAGCAUCUUCAGCCCAGGCUAAGCCCACUGCUAAAGAGCCUGCCAAGAGCGCUGCACCCACCGCCAAGCCACCAGUCAGAGACACGCCUAAAGCUGAUCCUGCCAAAGCAACCAAGCCAGCUGGGGCUGUAACCCCAGCUGCUGCUGCUGCUGCUGCAGUGAGAGUGUCUGGGAAGGGGAAGCCGGAGGUGGCAAAGCCUGCACAGAAGGUGCAGGUGGAGGUCGCACCCCCGAGAGCCAAGGCUGCCAAAGAGGCACCUGCUCUGGACCCCUUCGAUGCCCUGGCCAGCAGCCUGCCCACUGUCGGACCCGUAAAGCCAGAGCCUGUUUACACUGGCCCAGAGGUCCACGAGCAUGGGGUCACAGCCGAGAAGGGGGUUCUGUGUGGAGAGAGAGAAGACACACUGCCUCCCAAUUACAGAUAUGAAAACAUGCCCACUGCCCCAGACGUCAAGCCAAAGGACGUGCCGAAACCCAUGAGCACUGACGAGGCCCUGGACUCCCUGAGCUUCGGCUUCGGGUCGGCCCCCAGCGCCCCCCCGCAGGCCCCCCAGGAGAAAAUGGAAAGUGUGGAUGCCAUCGAUGCCCUGUCCGCGGGAUUCUCUAACUUCGCCCCUCCUCCCCCUGCUUCUGUCAAGAGCCCUGCUCCCCCUGUGGACAAGAAGGCCAAGAUGGACGCCAUCCCCGAUGACUUCUCUCUGAUGGGCGCGCUUUCCUCCCCGCCUCCUCCUCAGAAGUCUGCUGAGCCAAAGCUCAAGGCACAGGCGCCUGCUGUCCCAGUAGCCAAGGCACAGGCCCCUGCUGUCCCAGUAGCCAAGGUACAGGCCCCUGCUGUCCCAGUAGCCAAGGCACAGGCACCUGCUGUCCCAGUAGCCAAGGUACAGGCCGCUGUCCCAAAAGAAACCAAGGUCGACUCGUUUGAUGAUUUCUCUCUGGACCCCUUUGCUGCUCUUGGAGACACCCUGGGAGCUCCAGAACCGGUGCAAGAACUUCCUGAGCUCAGACCUGAGGACAUUGUUUCGGAGGCCAAACUGACGGUGGAAGAGGGCGUGUGGACGGGAGUGAGAGAUGACACCCUUCCUCCAGAGUACCGCUUCUCCGAAGCCAAGCUCAAAGACCUGCCGGCCCCCAAACCAGAGCCUUCCUUGGCCCCUGGGGAGGCCCUUGACUUCUUGUCCGGGGACUUCGUGACUCUCCCCGCAGCAGCUCCUGUCGUCCAGGCCCCCGUUUUGGCCCCUUCAGCCCCGCCCGCCCAGGUCACUGUGGAGGAUCUGUCAGCGCUGGACGCCCUGGACGCCCUUUCUGGAGAUUUCAUGACCCAAACAAAGACCACUUCUGUCCAGGCCCCGCUCCCAUCCCUGGCCAAGAAGACCCCAAAAAAGGAUUCAGCCAAGCCCAACACCACUGUUAAGGUCCCCUCCCAGAAACCAGUCGAGGAUGACUUCUCUCUGGACCCCUUCGCUGCCCUGAGCGACACCCUGGCAGCCCCUGAGCCGGCCCCUGAACCCCCCAAGCUCAGGCCUGAGGACGUUGUCUCAGAAGGAAAAGUGAUUUCCGAAAAGGGCGUGCGGGUGGGAGAGCGGGAUGACACCCUCCCUCCAGAGUAUCGGUUGUCAGGAGACAAACUGAAAGACCUGCCGGCCCCCAAACCGGAGCCUACCAUGAACACAGGUGACGCUCUGGACAUCUUGUCGGGAGACUUCCUGAGCCCAUCCCUGGCUCCUGCUGUCCAGGCCCCCGUCUGCAGCCUCCCAAAGCCUCCGGCCUAUGCAGAUUUUGACGCUCUGGAUGCCUUGGCGGGGGACUUUGUCACCAACGCCGUCGUCGCACCUGCAGUCAAGUGUGCCACCAGUCAACCCACACAAAUCUCUCGCCAGGUGUCGGAGGGAGACACCAGUGCCAUGGACGCCCUGUCAGACUCCCUGAUGGACAUCACCCCUGUGCCAGAGCCUGCCCCCCUGCCUAUGAAAGACAUUGCCAAGGAGAAGAAGGUGGUGGAGGAGAGGCUGAUCCUGAUGGGCGAGGACGACAGCACGUUGCCCCCCGAGUACCGGCCCACCGAGGAGGACAUCAAGAUGGCAGCGGCUGAGGCCAAGAAACCCAAGGAGAAACCCAUGGGUGACGCUGCCGCCCUCGAUCUGCUGUCCGGUGACUUUCUUCAGGCUCCCAGCGCCCCUGCAGCCGCUGUUGCACCCGCCGCUGCACCCGCCCCUGCAGCCGCCGUUGCACCCGCCGCUGCACCCGCUGCUGCAGCCGCUGUUGCACCCGCCGCUGCACCUUGUUUUGUAGCCCCCCCAGCGACGCAGCCAUUAGUGCCCGACACAGAGCCCCUGAAGCCCAUGGCUGGGUCGGCCCUGGACUCCCUGGCUGGUUCCCUGCUCCCUGACGCCAUUAAGACCACAUCUAAGGGGGAAAAGCCCAAGAAAACAACAGGGCCUUCCCUGGACUCUUCAUCUGGGAACGCAGACGCUCCUGGAGCCAAGAGCAAGGGGGAGAAGGCCCAGGGCAAGAGCAAGUCACGGUCAAAGUCAAAAAAACACCAUGCUGAUGAUCCAUCUCCCAUUGACCAGCUCGCCGGUGAUUUCCGCACAGAUGUUAUGUCUGUGAAGAAGGGAGGCAAAAGCUAGACCACUUGAGUCAUGCUGCAAUUAUUCUACCCUAUACCGCGAUUGUGGGAUCGACACUCUAGAUUAUAAAUCUAUUUUUCUAAGUGAUGGAGAAUGUAUACUGGAUGACAGCAGAACCCUAUGCCUACACAGCAUGCUUACCCCCUGACACACAAACAUACACACACACACACAAACACAAUUGUAAACACCCUUACACAUACAUACACACACAGAAACAACACUGUGUGCAACGCCUUACCUGCUUAUUUUCAUGUGUAUUAAGAAAACAAGAAGAUUGACGAUUUAUUUCCCCUUUGUGUGCAAUUUGAUAAAAACUGAAAUGAAUGAUAGCCAGAGAACGUUGGCCUAAAUUAGAUGAGUUGGGACGGUUGAUAUAUGAGGGCGAAGGGAUGGUGAGGAUUAUAUAGGGGAAGUCUUUUUUUAAAGAAAACAAAAAAAUGUUUUGAUCGUCUGUCGGUCCAUCGAUACAAAGUCAGGCGAUGCCCAUCAGCAUUGGGACCGGGCACCACAGCUGCUGGUGCCACCAAAAACAAACUAAAGCGCCUCGAUGCCAUGGUUUUGCGGCGACGUCUCCAUGUCAGAGAGGGGGCGGUAAGGGCCUUCAGCUGGUGUGAGAGAGUGGCCUCUAGUGGUGUGUAUAGGGUGUGCAACCUGAAUGCGCACAGACAAGUAGCCCAGUUAUUAUGUGGUUGAACGCAAUUGAGACACUAGUGUACAGCUUACUUUGCUUAAAUAUAUUGAUGGAUAACAUUUAGUUUACAAUAUUAAAGACACAUUUAUGAAAAAAAAGGGUUUACAGGAUGUGGUCUGCUUGAUUCUGUUCCUGAGAACGUUGUGUGAAUGCUGUUCAUUUUCUGUAAAGCAAUAAUGUGUGUGUGUGUGUGUGUGUGUGUGUGUGUGUGUGUGUGUGUGUGUGUGUGUGUGUGUGUGUGUGUGUGUGUGUGUGUGUGUGUGUGUGUGUGUGUGUGUGUGUGUGUGUGUGUGUGUGUGUGUGUGUACUGCUUUGGAGUAAAAUCCUAUCUGUAUUCAAAAGUGCACUUAGAACCAAGGUAGUUAGAAACUCUACACACUGCCUUAGUUUUUAUACUGUAGUAAAGGGAGAGAUGUUGUUGUUAAUAUACCACCACUGUAUCGUUCACUGGGUCCAAUCCCAGCUGAUGUUCAGGAGGUUCCUUGUCGAAUAUGUCAGUUUA